Messenger RNA from Cryptotermes secundus, 790 nucleotides. RefSeq names its product ribonuclease P protein subunit p20 (gene Rpp20). The record is from RefSeq and is a predicted model, not a curated record. Gene Ontology annotation, molecular function: nucleic acid binding. Lineage: Eukaryota; Metazoa; Arthropoda; Insecta; Blattodea; Kalotermitidae. Bases 26 to 631 code for a protein of 201 amino acids. The transcript is spliced from 4 exons. Gene Ontology annotation, biological process: tRNA 5'-leader removal. Gene Ontology annotation, cellular component: nucleolar ribonuclease P complex; nucleus; ribonuclease MRP complex.
GUAUGUUAGGUAUGUUAUCCUGCAAAUGGCUGAUGCUGAAGGACGUAGGUUUGGUGGAAGAAGCGAUAAGCAAGACAAACGUAAAAAAUAUAAGUGUGAUUCUGAUUACGCUUUAAGGAAACGCUUACCUCCUCGAUUACCACGCAGGAAUAACGACAUUUAUAUUACAAAUAAGUCAAAUUACCAGGGUCAGCUCUCGCGAUGUGAGAAACUGUUGAAUGAAGGGGAGUCAGAUAUUGUGAUACAUGGACUGGGUGCAGCAGUCCCGCGGGCCGUAAAUUUAGCUCUUCAGCUUAAGACGAAGCACCUAGGGACUGUAGAGGUUGCUGUGAACACUUCCACAGUCGACGUUGUGGAUGACCUGGAGCCAUUAGAUGAUCAAGGAGAGUAUGAGACACACGUGCGACAGAACUCUUCUGUUCACAUCCGUGUGUACCGAACAGCUUUGCGUGGAGCUCAGAGGCGAUGGACUCAAUGCAUAUUUUUGUACGAUUGUAUUUAUCCGGAUGCAACUGGAAGGCCUAUACAAGGUGGCACUCUUACGGGCAUCAUGGAGCUUUUUAUUCCUCGUUCUGCUGUUUGUGUUCAAGUUCCUCCUGUGCCAGAAGCUUUCAGGGCAAGGCAACCAUGAGUACUCCGAAGUGUUGGCCCCUAUAUUUAUCCUGCUGCAGCUCAUCAUGGUGAGGGCCUGCCAGAUGCACUGAGGAUAUGUACUGUGAACUUCAAAAUGCAGUCAGUGCUUUCCUGUAAUAAUAUUAAAAAUAAAAAUGAGAAUGUUAUGGAUGCUGGA